Zingiber officinale is the source of this 2004-nucleotide messenger RNA. RefSeq names its product 2-hydroxyacyl-CoA lyase-like. Gene Ontology annotation, cellular component: peroxisome. NCBI's taxonomy places the organism in Eukaryota, Viridiplantae, Streptophyta, Magnoliopsida, Zingiberales, Zingiberaceae. The record is from RefSeq and is a predicted model, not a curated record. Gene Ontology annotation, biological process: fatty acid alpha-oxidation. The transcript has 2 exons. Bases 58 to 1764 code for a protein of 568 amino acids. Gene Ontology annotation, molecular function: thiamine pyrophosphate binding; catalytic activity; magnesium ion binding.
CCUUGUCAAGUCACCUCAAUCGUUCCUCUCCUCGCUCAAUAGUUCAAACUUCCGGCCAUGGCGGACGCUUCCCAGAUCCAGAUUGAUGGGAGCACUCUGGUGGCCCUUUCCUUGGCCCGCGCCGGCGUCCAGGUCAUGUUUGGGGUCGUGGGGAUCCCCGUUACCUCCGUCGCCACUCGCGCCGUCGCUGCCGGCGUCCGCUUCAUCGCCUUCCACAACGAACAGUCAGCCGGGUAUGCUGCCUCCGCCUACGGCUACCUCACAGGCCGCCCGGGCGUGUUCCUCACUGUCUCUGCCCCCGGAUGCGUCCACGGCCUCGCUGGGCUCUCCAACGCCGGCGCCAACACCUGGCCGGCUGUCAUGAUCUCCGGGUCUUGCGACCAAGCCGACGCCGGCCGGGGAGACUUCCAGGAACUCGAUCAGCUGGAGGCCGUCAAGCCCUUCGUUAAGUUCUCCGCUAAGGCCACCGACAUCUCUCUGCUCCCUCGCUUGGUUCACCAGGUGCUGAGCCACGCCGUGGCCGGGAGACCGGGCGGGUGCUAUUUGGACCUUCCGUCUGAUGUCCUCCAUCAGACGAUCUCUGAUUUCGAAGCUGAGAAGUUCUUAUCCGAGGCGGAAAACCCUAGAAUUGAGGAAAUUAGGACCGAAGAAUCCCUAGAUAUAGCGCAGGCUGUGUCUUUGUUGAGGAACGCCGAGAGACCGUUGAUAGUGUUUGGGAAAGGCGCCGCCUUUGCACGAGCAGAGGAGCCACUGAGUAAGCUAAUUGAGGCUACUGGAAUCCCCUUCCUCCCUACCCCGAUGGGGAAGGGAUUGGUGCCGGAUACUCAUGAACUCGCAGCCACUGCUGCACGAUCUCUUGCUCUGGGGCGCUGCGAUGUUGCCCUCGUCGUUGGUGCGCGCCUCAACUGGUUGCUCCACUUCGGUGAGCCACCCAGAUGGUCGCAAGAUGUCAAAUUCAUUCUUGUGGACGUCUCCAAGGAAGAAAUUGAGCUCCGAAAGCCUCAUCUUGGUUUAGUUGGUGAUGCUAAGAAGGUUCUAGAAUUGAUCAAUAAAGAGAUUAAGGAACAACCUUUCUGUUUGGGUAAAUCUCAUCCCUGGGUCGAGGCAAUUUCAAAGAAGGCAAAAGAUAAUGUGGCAAAGAUGGAAACUCAGCUGGCGAAGGAUGUUGUACCUUUCAACUUCUUUACACCAAUGAGGAUAAUAAGGGAUGCAAUUCUCGAGCAGGGUAGCCCCGCACCAAUAUUGGUGUCAGAGGGUGCUAAUACUAUGGAUGUUGGAAGAUCAGUGUUGAUUCAGAAUGAGCCUCGAACGAGGUUGGAUGCAGGAACCUGGGGAACAAUGGGAGUAGGGCUAGGCUACUGCAUAGCAGCCGCAGUGGCCUCUCCUGAAAGAUUGGUGGUGGCUGUUGAAGGGGAUUCAGGAUUUGGAUUCAGUGCCAUGGAAGUUGAGACAUUAGUGAGAUAUCAAUUGCCUGUUAUCGUAAUUGUGUUCAACAAUGGCGGUGUAUAUGGUGGAGACCGAAGAUCGCCCGAUGAAAUUACUGGACCGUACAAAGAUGACCCCGCCCCUACUUCCUUUGUUCCAGAUUCAGCAUAUCACACUCUUGCUGCAGCUUUUGGUGGGAAAGGCUAUAAAGUUGGAACUCCCGAGGAACUCAAAGCCGCACUUUCUGAAUCUUUCUCUGCUCGAAAACCAGCUGUUAUCAAUGUCAUUAUAGACCCAUAUGCUGGCUCUGAAAGUGGGAGGAUGCAGCAUAAAAACUGAAGUAGACGGAAGAUUGCAGCAUAUCAAUUCUCAGCGCAGUGCUGCACCAUGAAAUACUUUCGUUGCAUGGAAGAUUUUUGUUUAAAGCACAAUAAAUUUGUUAGCAGAGGGUGUUGUAUUUGCAUGCAUUAUAUUUUAAAUGCGUGGGACUUGUGAGCUGACCAAUAUUACAUAUCGUGUCUUGUAUCUUUGUGCCAACUUCUUGUAUUUUAAAAAGUUAAAUAAAUAUUUCACAUAAAA